Aspergillus calidoustus is the source of this 543-nucleotide messenger RNA. The record is from the annotation of a GenBank genome assembly. Lineage: Eukaryota; Fungi; Ascomycota; Eurotiomycetes; Eurotiales; Aspergillaceae.
AUGAGAGAUUCUCUUGUUCAAGGAGCAAAGAAAGCGAACAAAAUUGCAGUGGCCUUCCCUUUCCUCUUUGCUUUGACCGUUGCAAUAUCUUCAUUGGCCACGCGAACCCACCUUCAGCCCCCAGCCCGACUCCAUACAAACUACGGAGUAACGCCAUAUCCAAACUCCCUUGAGUCUUGUCAUCAAAUCCAAGAAGGAGCCUGUCGCUCAAAGCUGAUCUCAAGGCUAGAGCUGCAUGCCCUCGGCUGGGAGCCUCCACUAGGAAAUACUUUGGCCUUGAGUCGUCAACCUCCCACACCCCCUCGGACCCCCUCUGAAUUUUCUCAGCCACCGGUCUGUGCUCUAAUCAUCUUCUCCAGCGCAAGCAUCCUCAAAAGAAGAACAAGAGGGUCCGGUCCGCCUGGUUCUCUGGAGCGACCUACAUUUCACGCACGGAUCAGACAGACAUCUUCUCAAGAGGCAGAGGCAGAGGCGGGGGAGAGACCCGAACCACUCUUUGCAAUCUGCUUGUGCCCGUCCGUGCUGUUUGGCAUUUUUGGAUAG